CGGCAGGACGCGUUUCGUGGUCUUUAGUUGUUUUAAAUUCCUUCCACUAUGCGGUUCUCUCACUUUGUAAUUUUCUUCAGCGUAUUGAAUCUUAUCAGUGGAUUUCCUUCGCAUCCGAAAAGUGAAGUCGACCUUUUGGAUAAUUUGGAUCACGACGAGCCAUGGGGAAAUCUGUAUUCUACGGUUAGGAGAUCUUUGCAAUAUGCUUUUAGUCGUGCAAGCUAUGAGAAAUUUCUUCAACGCUGUGCAGAUUUCACCGAGAGCAUUGUAAACCCGAAGGAAAAAGUGGACUUUUCUCAGGAAUACAUGAACUAUCAUAUAAUAGAGAGCCAAACUGAACCAACACCCAUCAAUGAAAAGAGCAAAUUUAAUUUUUUUUCCAAGAUAUCGCAGAUAGCCGAAAAAAAUGAGUUAUUCUCAACCCUAAACAAAAAACUUAAAACAUUAAAAGAUGAAUUGUUUUGAACCCUAGAAUAAAACAUUUAUAUUUAAAUAAAAUUUCCGAAUAUGCGUAAAGACAAAUAA
Messenger RNA from Drosophila ficusphila, 525 nucleotides. RefSeq lists its product as uncharacterized. The transcript is spliced from 2 exons. Lineage: Eukaryota; Metazoa; Arthropoda; Insecta; Diptera; Drosophilidae. The record is from RefSeq and is a predicted model, not a curated record. The coding region runs from base 49 to 465 and encodes 138 amino acids.